Molecule: messenger RNA, 567 nt
Organism: Insectozyma verbasci
Lineage: Eukaryota; Fungi; Ascomycota; Pichiomycetes; Serinales; Debaryomycetaceae
Source: the annotation of a GenBank genome assembly
AUGUUUAAGAAAUUUUCGAAGGAAGAGAUUCAUUCAAGAUCAAAUAUUAAGUCAUCUGUUCAAAGAGGUCUUAAAGCUAAUUUUGUAUCGCUUUACCCUAAUAUAGAACAAGCAAUUGAUCUAGUUAUACCGAAAAAAUCUCAAGUUAUAUUGAUCAAAUGCGAAGAUAAAAUUCAAUUAUAUUCAGUUGAUAAAAGUGAUGAAGAUGGAGAAAAUCGUGAAAUCGUCAUGUUUCAACAUUUUAAUGAUGAUCUAGUACCUACAUUAACAACAAUUCAUAAAUUUCCUGAAGCUUUUCCUCGUGUACAGGUUGACCGUGGUGCUAUAAAAUUUGUUUUAGGUGGUGCCAAUAUUAUGUGUCCUGGUUUAACAUCUCCUGGAGCUAAAUUACCUGAUGAAAAUAUUGAAGAAGGUAAGAUUGUUACUGUUUAUGCUGAAGGAAAAGAACAUGCUUUAGCAGUUGGAAAAUUAUUAAUGAGUACUGAUGACAUAAAAAGUAAAAAUAAAGGACAUGGUGUAGAAUUAAUACAUUAUUUAGGAGAUGGAUUAUGGAAUUAUCAUGAUUAG